CCGGAAGUUCCGGCCCCGGGCGUCGUCCGGGACCGCCACGCCGCCCUGCCCCGCGCCGGCUGCCGGCACGCCCUCCAGCACCACCCCGGUCGCGACGCCUGCCACCACCGCCGCCCCCAAGAUGGUGAUCGCCGCCUCCCUGUCCCCGACGGCGCCCGCGGCCCAGGGCGCGGCUGCGGCCGCCUGUCCGACCAGCUCGGCCUCGGCCAGGUCCGCACCGGCGCUCUUCACCUCGCCGCCGGACGCGCCAAUCGGCCGCGAUGACUUCCUUCGCGCUGCCAUGCGCACCCUCAUGGUGGUGUCUCCGCUCCAGACGCGGUCGCGCAGCCUCACGCACAUCGCGGCGCUGGACAUGGACGCCGGGCGGCCGGACCGCCUCGUCGUGCCGCCCGCCUCCGACAACCGCCACCACACGCUGCGGAGACAGAACUUCACCAGCCGGUCACAGCUCUCCAGCUCCGAGUACUUCUUCGUCACCUUCGAGCUGCCUGGCGCAGCGGAGGGGACGCCGGACGCCCCCCUCAAGGACGAGGAGUACAUCGUCGCGGCCAAGGGCACAACCCUCGAGGAGGCGCUGGUCGGUGCGUGCCAUAGGCGGGGCAUCAGUUUGAGCAGCGUGAGCGUGUUCCUUGACCGCGUGGAGCUGAGCCUGCACGCCGAGAGCACCGUGCUCGCCGGCAAGCAGCUCAGAAUCAGACCCAAGCAGGAUGGCAAGUCAUCCCGAGCCCUCACUCGGGCGGCAACUUCGCAGCAGCCGCAGCUGCGGAAGUCCUCAUCGAGCGUCCGCAACAACCGCCGCUUCUUUAGCACGUCGACGGAGGACGCCAGCUUCGCCAGCCCGCAGGCCGACCUGCUGGACCCGGAGAAGGGCAAGACAGCCAAGGCGCGGCAGCGGUGGAGCCUGUUCGGCAACAACAAGGACACCAAGAUGGGCGCUUUGUCGGAGCAGCUCGACAACUUCACCAAGUACGGCAUCCCGAAGGAGCACAAGAGCACCGAGACGGAUGAGAGACUGUACCACCUCGAGGACAACUGGCGGGGCCUCCUGGACGGCAGCGACACCCUGCCCGAGCGGCUGCAGCAGCAGCAGGACGCCGUCUGGGAGCUGCUGCAGACGGAGCUCGCCUACAUCCGCACCCUCACCGUGGUCAAGGACGUGUUCCUGGCGUGCCUCAGCAGCCUGCAGGAGGCGCGCAUCCUCACCGAGGUGGACAAGGGCCGGCUCUUCGGCAACAUCGUCGACAUCCACGCGGCCAACGCCUUCUUCUGGGAGCAGUUCCUGGCGCCGGUCGUGGCCGCCGCCCGCGACGGCCGCCAACCGCUCAACCCCAGCCACCUGCUUGAAGGCUUUCUCAAGUUCGAGGAGAUCUUCCGGCCGUAUGUGCAGUACUGCGUGGAGCAGGCCGAGUGUUCCAAGUACUGUCGAGAGCGGACGGCGGAUGGCGAGCUCUUCACUGUCUACCUCGCGUGGUGCGAGACACACGAAGAGACGCACGUCGCCUGCAAUCGACUGCAGCUCGUCGACAUCCUGGUCAUGCCCAUGCAGAGGCUCACCCGGUACUCGCUGCUGCUCAAGGCCAUCCUCAAAAAGACCGACUGCGAGGAGCAGAGCAAGGACCUCAAGUUCAUGAUUCGGAAAGUGGAUGACUUCGUGAACAGCGUCAACUCGAAGUUGAGGGAGAGGGAAGACCAAGACAAGCUGAACGCCAUCAUCGCCAGGAUGGAGCCCUACGACGUUGUGGAGUCCAAGGACGAGGACCUGGACAAGAUGGUGAAGCUACACAGCCUGCUGGACCUGACGCGCCCCAUGCCGGACUGCCCGGCCGCGCAGCGGCGCUACCUGCUGCAGGAGGGCGACCUCCGCCUGCGCGACCUCAACAGCUCCAAGGCGGACGUGCACUGCUUCCUGUUCACCGACAUGCUGCUCGUCUGCAAGUCCAAGAAGGGCGAGUCGCGCACGGCGCGCGUCCGAGUCCUGCGGCCGCCCUACCUCGUGGAGCGGCUCGUCAUCAACGAGCUGGCCCGCGACCAGCCCACCCUGGCCUGCGUCUACCUCAACGAGUACAAGGUGGUGGUGAGCGCCUUCCUGCUGACGAGCGCCGACGGCAAGGUGAUCAAGCGGUGGGCCGAGGACAUCCGGAAGGCGCAGCGGUUGUACGCGCAGGCCAAGGAGGCGGGCGCGACGUCGGCGAGCACGGCGCCGCCGCAGUACCACGCGCCGCCGCUGUCGCUGUCGCGGCAGCCCUCCUCGCUGUACGACGAGGACCUGGUGCUGCAGGGCGACGACGCCCCGGAGGCGGACACGCACUCGUACGCGUCCUACUCGCUGGGGCUGUACCCGCACCACCGCAGCCCGCGCGGCUCGACGCGCGGCAGCAGCCUCAACCACUCGCACAGCGGCUCCGUGGAGAUGAACGAGGCGUCCUCGCUGAGCAGCGUGUCGCACUCGCGGGGCAUCAGCGUGGACAACAACGAGCUGCGGGCGUCGUCGCUCAGCUCGGACGAGGGCAUCCCGCCGCUGGGCGCGGACCAGGCCGGCGCGGGCGCGGGCCACCCCGGCGGCGGCGGUGCGGGCCCCGGGGGCGGGCCCGGCGGCGGCGCCCGCGGCCUGCGCAGGUCGCAGCACAGCAAGUCGCCGAGCCCCAACACGCUGAGCAUCCAGGUGCCCGUGUUCUCCAACCUGGGCCAGUCGCUGCCCAACCUCAACCUGGCCGCGUCCUCGCCGCACGGCUCGCUGUCCGGGCCCACGCCGCCGUGCUCGCUGCUGCUGGUGCCGCCCACGGGCAAGGGCGGCCUGCACCACCACCACCAGCACCACGGGCCGCUCAGCCCCGGCCACCGCGGCACGUCGUACCCGCCGCCCUCGCCGCCGCGCGGGUCGCUGCACCGCUGGACGCCCCAGCGGAACCCGCCGCUCAUGAAGAUGCGCCACGUGUCCGCCAGCGUGUCGAGCCAGCAGUCGUGCUCGGGCCCCGCGCCCCCGGGCGUCACCUGGGCCGCCCCCGCGGCCUCCGCUGCCGCCGCCCCCGCCGCCGCCGCCCCGUCGGGGCCCCAGCCCGGGCCCGGAGCGCAGCAGGGCAGCCCCACCUCCACCCCCAUGCCGUCCAACUUCGACUUCGACGUGCCGCUCAUCGGGGGUGUCUCGCCGCCCGCCGGGGAGGCGGCCGCGCAGCAGAGCGCGCAGGGCGGCGGGGCCGCGGGGGCGGCGGCCGGGGGCGCGGGGCCGGGCCAGCAGCCCUCGCCCACCUCGAGGCAGACCUUCAUGAUGAAGAGGUUGACGCGCGGCGACAACCGGCGCUACCAUACCGCGGGGACCAUCGACGACGUCAAGAAGGCCGAGGGACGGGACGCUACCAUCCACAAGCGCUUCUCGUGGAACUACGGUCCCCAGAGCUGCGGGAAGCGCCAGUCGUCCGGCCACGAGGACGGGGCGCAGGGCCAGCAGGACGUGCUGCUCAUCGACAGGGCCACCAGCCCGCUCAAGCCGCCGCCGCAGCACAUCACCGACGCCGCGUGGAGCCGGGUGCACGCCGGGUCCACCGAGAGGACCAACUCCUUCCCGGAGCCGGUCCAGUUCCAGAGCCCGAGCGUGGGCUCGAGCCCGAGCGUGUCGCUGUGCGGGGACUGCCCGCCCUGCUGCGGACCGGGCGCGGGGCCGGGCCCGCCGCCCGCCGCCGCCAACGUGGUGGCCAGCGUCACGUCCAGCCCGGCGCUCUCCACCACGAGCCCCGUGCAGCUGCCCAGCCUCAACACCAGCCCCACCACGUGUCCGGACGCCGGCCUGGAGCUCGCCAGCAGCAACCCCUUCCUGGAGGACGUCGUCGGACAGGAUAUGGACCACCCCGUUCCGUUGGGCAACACUAACCCUUUUCUUGAGUCAACGGAUUUCCUGGACGAGCCUUUGCCUUCAACUCAUGGCUUCCCAUCUGAUGAGGUACUAGUGCUCAUCACAGAUGCUCAAGUUGAAUACACAGAUGCCUAAUGAGAUGAUUUUGCUGAUCUUCAACCUUAUCAUCCAAUACCGGAAUGGUGUCACUUCACAACGCAGGCCUAAUUAGUAUAGACAGUGUCCGCCAGUUUGGAAAAUUCCAUUGUUUCUUGACAUAAUGGAUAACUAUACUUUAUUUGAUUGUCCGUCUAGCUUCAGUUACCAGGGUUAUUUUUUGCACAAAUUUUUUUGGACCCACCUGGAAAGGGACCAUUUUUUUGCAUUGUAAACUACCUGCUCUCCAAGAAACCAAAUCGUAAAUGUGGCCAUAAAUAGCCGUAGAUGUUUACUUAGAAGUAGGAUUUUCUCUCAAGAAAACUCCAAAAAACAUUACUAGUCUGACCAAAAUACUUCUCUAGGUAAAGCAUUAUAUUAUGGAAGGCAACUGACAUAUCCUUAGUACAAUAAACAUAAUGUAUGUUAUGAGAUUUCUUCGUCAGUUGUAGAAUAUGUAUGUCUUUGUUGGUAUUAAUAGAUAUCAAAAGAGCUGCCUUAAUGAAAUUGUAAAAUAUAUAGGACAUUUAGAAAUUAAAAGUUUAAUACUAGCUGCAGUACCUGUCCUAUUUUAGUAUAUAGAUGAUGUCACAUAAAAGAAAAUUGGUGUGAUGUAAUCAUAUCUAGUUUCAAAGCUUUAAAGAGAAUGUAAAUAUACAAUACAAUCAUCUCAUUCGAACUGAACCUUCGCAUGGCCUAAUGAUGGUUGGUAUGAACCAGUUUUGUAGAAUUUUUAUUAAAUGUUAGAGUCAAAUUACUAUUUUUCAGUUAAAAAUAGGAUUCUACUUACUUUUGUACGCUGUCUAAUGACGCUAAUUAUUUUCUCAAUAUGACCUAACAAUAGGUCUUGGACCAAUCUUAAUGUAGUUCUUAUGCAAAUAUGAAGAGGACUAGAAACAGAAAGAAUUUGAUAAAAAUGUUAUUCACCCUUUACCAUAAAGCAGAAAUGGUAUUUCCAAACAAAAUAUCAAGUUGUACAUUUAAUAUAUGCCUAACGCAGCCAGUGCCAGACUGUUUGAAAAAACAGGGAAAUCAAAACCAAAUGUUGGCACUGAUUGUGUUAAGUUUGCCAGUCAUAUUCAUUUUAAGUAUUGGUUGCAUGUCCAAACAAAACAUAGUCUCCUAAACUAAUAACAGUUAGUAAUAUAUGCUCAGCAAGGCUGUAUAAUAACCUUAAGAGAAAUGACAGAUAACAAAUAACACAAAACAGAUCUAUCUUAAGCAGGUUAUUCCUGCUUUCUGUUGUUUUGAAAAUGUUUCAGUGGACAUUGCCAUAAAUACUACUUUAGUGGCAUAAACCAGGACCAUAUAAACAGCAUAACUAACCGAAACACUGCAAUGCAUCUGUUAUACGUUAUCAAUUAUCUGUUAUUAUCUCUCCAAGGUUAUACAGCAUGAAAAAGUGUUUUCCUUCUUAACUGAUAUGCUCCGAUAUGCUUCAAAAAAAUUUAAACUUCAGGAUAGUCUAGUGUGUUUAUUUUCAAAUAGUUUGCAUUUGUUCAGGCUCAAAGAGAAUUUAACAACCAAAUGUGAUGCCUAUAUUGAAAAAAUCAGUAGGAUUGCAAGUGAUUUUUAAAAAUAUUCUUCAUUUUAAGAAAUAGAUUAAGUGAUUGUCCUCUAUCUUCUAAAGUGGACUUUAAAUGGGGCGAGUACGUUUAACUAUUUGUAAAAUUUGGCCAUGGUUCAAUUGAACCUAAACCUAUUUAGCUCAAUGAUAUUUUAUUGAGAUGUGUAGAUAUGUAAAAAUGUGAAAAUUUGCAUAUUCUCAUUGUCUACUUAUUUUACCUGUUAGGAUCGAUUGCUUCUUCUUGUCUGUUUAGAAUUACAUAGGGUGUAAAACCAAAUUCUGUGAAAGUGUAAAUAAAAAAAAGGAAUGUUUUCUCGUAAUCAAAA
This is a messenger RNA of Frankliniella occidentalis (western flower thrips), 5875 nucleotides long. Its product is annotated as pleckstrin homology domain-containing family G member 5. The record is from RefSeq and is a predicted model, not a curated record. Bases 122 to 3982 code for a protein of 1286 amino acids. Gene Ontology annotation, biological process: Rho protein signal transduction; endothelial cell migration. Gene Ontology annotation, molecular function: guanyl-nucleotide exchange factor activity. Lineage: Eukaryota; Metazoa; Arthropoda; Insecta; Thysanoptera; Thripidae. The transcript is spliced from 19 exons. Gene Ontology annotation, cellular component: plasma membrane; axon; endocytic vesicle.